AUGGAGAAACCUAAACUCAAGCACUGUGCCGCGGUGAAGCGCAUCUUCCGCUAUCUAUCAGGAACCAAGACGCAUGGCAUCCGCUUCAAGCAUGGUGACAAGGUGGACUUUCACAGGUACUCCGCAGAUUGGGCUGGUGACCACUCCGACCGCAAAAUCAACUUCGGGCUACACGUUCCUGUUGAUGAGCGCACCUGA
Phytophthora nicotianae INRA-310 is the source of this 198-nucleotide messenger RNA. RefSeq lists its product as hypothetical. Bases 1 to 198 code for a protein of 65 amino acids. The record is from RefSeq and is a predicted model, not a curated record. The transcript has a single exon. Lineage: Eukaryota; Oomycota; Peronosporomycetes; Peronosporales; Peronosporaceae.